Ipomoea triloba (trilobed morning glory) is the source of this 939-nucleotide messenger RNA. RefSeq names its product vacuolar protein sorting-associated protein 25-like. Bases 188 to 766 code for a protein of 192 amino acids. Gene Ontology annotation, biological process: protein transport to vacuole involved in ubiquitin-dependent protein catabolic process via the multivesicular body sorting pathway. Gene Ontology annotation, cellular component: ESCRT II complex. Gene Ontology annotation, molecular function: protein homodimerization activity; structural molecule activity. The record is from RefSeq and is a predicted model, not a curated record. The transcript has 7 exons. Lineage: Eukaryota; Viridiplantae; Streptophyta; Magnoliopsida; Solanales; Convolvulaceae.
AGACUCACCAGCGACUACCUACUCCGCCGCCUCACCUUCUGCUGGUUGCCUGCUCCGCCGCCUCCCCUCCUGCUGCCUGUUCUGCCACCUCCAACUCUCCAGGCGACGAACCGCGAACGGACGAAGCUCCCUGGCAUAAGCAACGAAGUUUUGGGGUUUCAAAGCCCAGCCCAUUAUAAGCUUAACAAUGGCAGGCCGGGUCAGAAAGUCAAUCACCUUCUCCGGUUUCACUCUGGCCAAAUUUGCCAUCAGUCCAUCGAUGGAGCUCAGCUCAAAUCUUCCGUGUAUCAAGCCUGUGAGGGAUACUCGGGAGAAACAGAUACAAUUAUGGAAGGAGUUGAUAAUUGAUUAUUGUAAGACGCAAAAUGUUUUCGUGAUUGGACUUGAAGAGGACUUUCCAUUGUUCAGUAAUCCUGCAAUUGAAAGAUCUCUUAGCCAUGAAGCAAGGGAAGCAUUUCUAUCGGCUUUGGUUUCUGAUGGCCAUGCAGAAUGGAUGGAUAAAGGUCAUAGGAAAUGCUUAAUUCUUUGGCAUAGAAUCCAAGAUUGGGCCGACUUAAUAUUGCGCUUUGUCAGGGAAAAUGGUUUGGAGGACAGUGUAAUGACAGUUGAAGAAAUACGUUCUGGGACGGAGUCUAGGGGAACAGAGCUUCACGGGAUGGAUCGUACAGUUCUUAUGCGAGCAUUGAAGCUACUAGAAAACAAGGGGAAGCUUGCAUUAUUCAAGGGAACUUAUGCUGAUGAUGAGGGUGUCAAGUUUUCAUUAUGAUGUUCACAUGAUGUUUUCUAUUUGUAUGGAAUGUCCUGAAACCAUCUUGUAUUCAAUUACAAAUUCAGCAUUGAAGCUGAGAUCAGAUUGUUAUGUAAAUCCCACAUUUACAUUUGGAAUACUGGUAAAGAUUAAGAAAAUGUUUUAAAUGUUUAACGACACAAUUUGGCAUU